Bradysia coprophila is the source of this 3266-nucleotide messenger RNA. Its product is annotated as G-protein coupled receptor dmsr-1-like. Lineage: Eukaryota; Metazoa; Arthropoda; Insecta; Diptera; Sciaridae. Gene Ontology annotation, biological process: G protein-coupled receptor signaling pathway. Gene Ontology annotation, cellular component: plasma membrane. Gene Ontology annotation, molecular function: G protein-coupled peptide receptor activity. The record is from RefSeq and is a predicted model, not a curated record.
GGAUCACAUGCGUUUUGCAAGCCACCGAAAGCUUAAUUUGAAAUUGUUUGUUUCUGUUAAUUUUCUGCAUCGAUAUGGAAAUUAGUUUUUGAUAACAGAAAUUAGCACAGGUUUCACCUGAAUACCUGCCGAAUAGAAUGCGGGCGGUUUCAUUAUCAGAUAAUUAUUAUGCAUAAAAGUGUGAUAAUGUGCACUAUUAUCGUUAGUUUUUGAAUACGACAAUUGAACAUAUUUAUUGUGUGUUGUGACUUAAAGCUGUGCUUUAUUUUACCAGUUAUUUUUUAUGAGAACAUAAAACUAAGUGUAUAUGUAGCAUAGCACGUUCAGUUCUAAUUUUCAACGGCUUUUAUGAAAUAAUAAAUAGGACAAUUUUGUAAUUUGCAAUCCGUUAUCAAGAUGAACAAUUUGAGUUCACAUUUUUCAUAUUUUAUAAUAAACAAAACCUGACCUUUCCCACAACGUUACUGGCGUCGAGUCUGGCGAUAAUACAGUUUUUUUUCUAAUUUCCAUUGUGGUUGCAUGGUAACAACGCAAUUUAUAAUCGCACAAUUCGGGGUAUAUCGAGCAUUGUGGUACACUCGAGAAAAACGAACACCAUACAGCAUCAUCACAGGAACAAUUUUUCCGAAACGUAUAUACUCAUCGGAAGCGUAUAAUUUAUCCUUUUUAAACAUUUUAGAGUUUCAAAGUUUUAUCGAAGUGUAAUGUUCGUGAAAGGAUAAUGCCAGCUAUAAAUAUGUGCCGGGAUAAAUAAACUAUAUUCUCGUAGUGUGAAAACUUUCUAUCUCUCUAAAAUUUUAUACAACAUUUGCACUGAAAUCAACGAUGGCGAAUCAAUCUAAUACAUCGACGGAUGAUGUGGUGUACUGUGGAAAAGGAUUAGAUGACUUUCACACAGGAUAUCUUUCCAUUCAUGGAUACCUCAGUAUACUAGUCUGCACGUUCGGUAGCAUAGCGAAUAGUUUGAAUAUUAUUGUGUUGACGCGGCGUGAAAUGCGGUCACCCACUAAUUUAAUUCUGACCGGACUAGCCAUUGCCGAUCUACUUGUAAUGAUAGACUAUAUACCAUUCGCUUGCAUUGGUUACAUUCUGCCACAAUUGAACUAUUCAAAGGAACAACUAUUAAGCUACAGUUGGACAUGGUAUGUCCUGUUUCACUCAAUAUUUGCACAAAUUUUACACACAACAGCUAUUUGGUUAACGGUCACAUUAGCAAUUUGGCGGUACAUAGCGGUCGCCCAUCCACAAAGAAAUCGCAUUUGGUGCAAUAUGAAAACGACCCUAAUAGCAAUAACUAGCUCCUAUGUCGUGUGUCCGUUUAUAGCGAUUCCAUUGUAUCUAUCUUCAAGUAUAAAACCAUCCGUUGAGUUGUUGGACGAGAAUGGAUUUCCUUUCAAAGGGAAUAACACUGCGGACGCUCGUAAUGUCACUCUAUAUAGAGUCGGGCCAAGUGAAUUAGCUAAAAAUAACGAAUCGUUAAACAAUGCAAAUUUAUGGAUAUACAGUGUUGCUAUUAAGCUCAUACCGUGUGUUGCACUAACUAUACUCAGUUUGCGUUUAAUUUUCGCAUUGCUAGAAGCGAAGAGACGUAGGAAACAAUUGACUGGUAAUUCAGCCGGUAUGAAAGUGAUUGUAAACGGAAAGGCUGUUGACAAAUCAACUAAAACCAAUAAAACACUGGAAAAGGAAAAGCAAACCGAUCGAACGACACGGAUGCUAUUGGCUGUUUUGCUACUGUUCUUAACCACGGAAUUUCCGCAAGGAAUUUUGGGAUUGCUGAGCGCUUUACUCGGUGAGAAAUUCUUCAAUCAGUGCUACUUGAAGCUUGGUGAUUUCAUGGACAUCCUAGCACUACUCAAUUCUGCCAUCAAUUUCAUCCUUUACUGUUCGAUGAGUCGUCAAUUCCGCACAACAUUUACAGUACUCUUCCGGCCGAAAUUUAUCGAAAAAUGGAUACCAGUGGCCCAGGACGACGACGAGAAUAAUUUGGGCCGCACCGACAUCGGCAAAGACAAUAACGGUCACACGACAGUGGUGACACAGGUCUAGCAGAUGCAUGGACGUUUCGAUGAGCAAACGACAUCGGGCUGUUGGAGUUGCUUGAAAUUUUCGAAAAAAUCAACCACCACAACGAAUUCCUGUUCCCUGCUCUAGAAGCGUCCUUGUUUGUUAGUCCUAUAUUACAAGUAUGAUUUUUAAAACGAAUGUGAAAUUGUGUUAUUCAUUGAAUGCGAUGGAAAGAAAAAUUAAAUUUGGUUAUUACAUAGAGGUCUACAUAGUAAAUGGACAUUAAUUUGUAAGUGUGAUCAGUUAAACUAAUGUAAAUAGAGUACACUGUCACAGACAGUGUACGUUAUAAAAAAAAUAAUUGAAUUGUGAUACAAAAGAAAACUUUCGAAGUUUUAAACAUAAGUUUUACCAAAAAUGUUGAUUUAAGAUAAACCAAAAGCGUUCAUGGUUGGUAUGUAGAAUCGAUUUUUUUUUUCAUGCAUGCAGUAGGUUUUCAUAGGUUUUAUAAGAAUUGAAAGUGAAAUAAAUGUAGCUCCAUUAAAUAAUAUUAUUCUCAUAUGGAUCAAUGGUAGUUGAAACAAAAGUUCUGGUAGUUCUGGUCAGUCAAUAGUCAAUGGCAUGAAAAGCAUUUCUACUCGGAACAUACAGACAUUUCUCUCAGAUAAUUUAAAUAAUACGACUUGUUCCAUUUCUUUCUCUGAAUUAACAAAAAACAAAACACAAACGUGAAACGUGGUGUGUGUCUCCUUCUUUUCGGAUGUAAAAUGACUACAUUAGAUGCUGGCGUCGUAAUUGAUUUAUUUCGCUUAAAAUUCUAGUUUAUUCAUCUCUAAGGCGUAUACGUAACAUUGGAAACGACACACAUCUGUACCGCCACGAAGAAAUAUUGUUUCGUUUUACAAAGUAAAUUGAAAUUUAAAACGAAUUCGAAUUUGGAAACGUACGGAAUGAGGAGAUAUUGCGCUAGUAACGUAAAUCUUUAACAUGGACUUAAUAACUUAUUACGCUCAUUGAGAACGAACCGAAUGCCAUGCCUAUAAUCUCACUUUUGAGAAAAACGGUUGGAGGUAGUCGUUAUUUCUAAGAACUCUGUGGUAGUCCUCAAAAUUUCACCUAUCGCCAGCAGAUGAUAGCACUCGGGAUCGAAAGGCUGAAGCGCACCCAAAGACCGCAGGUUCGUUUCCUGGCUAAAAAGAUUGUUUGAAAAGGAUUGUUCACCCAGUUGAUAUUGUAUCUACAACCCAAAAAAUGUCACA